Molecule: messenger RNA, 1688 nt
Organism: Gordionus sp. m RMFG-2023
Lineage: Eukaryota; Metazoa; Nematomorpha; Gordioida; Chordodea; Parachordodidae
Exons: 2
Coding region: 118-1626 (502 amino acids)
Biological process (GO): G protein-coupled receptor signaling pathway
Cellular component (GO): plasma membrane
Molecular function (GO): G protein-coupled receptor activity
Source: RefSeq, a predicted model, not a curated record
AUAGUUUUUUUAGAAAAUUAAUUAACAAAAAAAAAAAUUAAAUCAAAUUUAAACUUUUUUAUUAUAUUAAAUUCGUGGCUUUUUAAAAAGUGAAAAAAAAAAUAUUUAAAGUGGACAAUGAUGACCACAAAUGAUAUGUUAGUGGUAGGCUUAUAUCUGAUCGCUGGGAUGGUUAUAACUCUAGCAAAUUUGGCGGCUAUAUGGACGAUCUUGGGAAAUAAAAAGCUGAGAAAUACUACCAACUUCUUUAUAACAUCACUUUCCAUGUCUUACUUGUUAACGGGUGCCGCCAUGGUUCCGUUGUUUGUAAUUAUCACUUUUUUUGGUAACAAUUUCAAUAAAAAUACACGCUGCAAUUACUAUUUAGCCGUCACUUUUUUCAACAAUCUGACCGGAUAUUGUUGCGCAUAUUCCCAGUUAGGAAUAGCCAUAGAUCGAUUCAGAGCAAUAGUAACCCCGUUUAAGAAAAACUUUACCCACUAUCAAGCCCAAAUAUUCGUGGUACUAAUAUGGGCAUUAUCUACAGUGGCUGCCUUACCAACCUUGUUAAUACUGCUCGGCAGGAAAAGCGAGAGACAAAUGCUUAUAGAUUCAAAAUUAUAUUGUCAAUUUAUGAGGGUCGAACAUUUGCUCAUUAUAUCUCUUCAGAUAUCUAUAGGAUGUGGUUUCCCGGUUUUGGCUUGUUGCUUGCUCUACGGUAUCGUGAUAGCUCGUUUGUGGAGCCGUGGUAAGACUUCAGUGACAGGUGUUACAAAAAAGCCUUUGGUUUACGGCAAUCCUAGUAAAACACUCGAUUCGAAGACUUAUAACGGUACAGCAAAAUCAAGGAGUAUCGACGAUGCCAAAGUAUCUCUUGUAUUGAACAAUGGCGAGGAUUCGUCUGUGACGACUUACAAAUAUUAUGUUAAGGGGAAAAAAUUUAGCAUGGUAAGCUUUGCAGAGGAUACUAAGAAUCCUGCGAAAUCGACCGAUAAUGCCAAACCCCUUGUUAAAGGCGAUUUGAAUCAAAGUACCCGUCAUAAUCCGCUUUCUUCUACUUCUUUAAAAAGGAAUAAGAGAGCCAUCAAAAUGGUCGUCAUUAUUUUGAUAUUGUACACCAUAUGUAGCAUACCAUUUUAUAUUAUGACAAUAUUAGAAAUCGCCUUCAGGGAUAUGAAGAUAUCCUUCAUCUUCGAACACUUGCACAACAUUCUCAUAAUGACCGAUCAUUGGCUUCAUGUCGGGGUUUACUUGUACUUCAAUACGUCUUUCCGUCACGCUUUUAUAGCCACUUUUAUGACCCCGAUGUUUUCGUGUUGCUCAACGAUCUUCCCCAAAAUUUGCGCGUCACAUUUAACGAAAUGUUUUACGAAUGACGACGAAACAACCGAAGAAUUAAAACGGGAGAACACGAUAAUGUUUAAUUCAGUAUCGAAACCCUCGUUAAAACUGAACAAUGAUAAUAGUUUUCCUAAAUUAAAUGGCCAAUCAAAGACCAUAAAUCAAGCAAGUGAUACAACUCGAAGCUCCGAAAUCCUAGGGUCCCACGUGUCUAAUAAUAUUAAAAAUACUCUUAUUCCAGAUACUUUAUAUUUGACAUCUAAUAAUCUAACACUCAUAAAUUAUACAUUCUCGGAGAAUGUGUAAAACCGAUCAAUUUUUUGUAUCACUGUUAACAAUUUUAUUUUGAUAUCUCAGGAAUAAUGGCU